Stomoxys calcitrans (stable fly) is the source of this 931-nucleotide messenger RNA. RefSeq lists its product as uncharacterized. The record is from RefSeq and is a predicted model, not a curated record. Lineage: Eukaryota; Metazoa; Arthropoda; Insecta; Diptera; Muscidae. The coding region runs from base 112 to 879 and encodes 255 amino acids. The transcript has a single exon.
CAUUCUUAUUAUUUUACUUCCUAAAAGGAUUUUUUUGUUUAAUUGCAAUUUUGCUCUAUAUACAAAAAUUAUAACAAUUAAACGGAGGCCGACAAACGACUAAACGCUAAAAUGAACCGAAUGGGUUUGACUAUCAAGGAAAAAAUAAACCUUUUAGAUGAUGCUAAGAAUGGAGUAAAAAAAUCACUGCUGGCCGAAAAAUAUAAUUGCAAUCUUAGCACAGUCUUUCGAGUAAUAAGAGGCGAACAAAAGAUACGAGAAUUGGGAAAAUUUUUGAAUUUGAACAAGAAACGGAACCGAACAAGUGCUCAUGCAAAGAUUGAACAUGCCUUGAACUCAUGGUACAAACAGCAACUGGAACAAAAUAUUAAUGUUACGAGAGAAAAGGUGCUUAACGCAGCUAUAGAAAUAUCGAAUGGUAUGGAUUCCAGCUUCGUGCCAACACCCACUUGGAUUUGGCGCUGGGGAAAACGGCUUAAUGUAAAAUUUUCCCGAAAACGCUCGAAUGUAAACAAUAGUGACAAAGAUGUGGAAAGCGAACAUUUUGAUGGAGUUAUGCAGUGUAUUAAAGAGGAAGCAUCGGUUGAGAGCAAUGGCUUCAAUAUUUCAGUACUGAGUGAAUGUCCAACCACUUCACACGAGUCUUUUGAACAUGUAAUGCUUGAACAAAGCGAUGGAUAUGAACCUUGUUGUGACAACCAAGAGGUCUUCAAUAAAAGUGCUUCCACGUCCGCAGGAAAACACAGUUGGUUAAGCCAACUAGUUCUCACGCAAAUUGAAAGUAUCCAUCCAGAUGAUCGAGGCGACUUUGCAUGGGAAGUGCACAAGUUGAUACGUAAAUAUCAGAUCAAAAAUAAGCUGAGAGCAACGAAUACAUAGUGUUUAAGAUUUUAGACAAUAAAAUAUUCAUUUCAGUGUACGCAAAAUUUGA